AUGGCGCCAGCAACGGAAACACAACCCUUGAUUAAUGCCACUAGUGCUAAAAAGGGUUUAACUAUCGGUUCUGCUGCCGCAUACACCCUUGCAAUCUGCAGACCUGUUGUGGGCGCUACUCUCUUCUUCCCGCCGGCAGUUCUCCGCAGAGCAUUCAUACCAGGCGAGCAAUUCGAAACCACAUCGGUUUUCCUGCCACGGCUGGUGGGCACUCGCGAAGUCGUGAUAGGGAGUCUUCUUUGGAGGGCACUUAGGAAUUUCACGAACGGCGAUCAAAAAGAAGUCCACAAAAUGUUACUUGUAAACCUGGCGGUCGAUGUGAUGGACGCUGUGUGCGCAGGGGCAGCUCUCGUGGGAGGCAAGCCUGAUGAGCGAGCGGCGGCUGGGUGGUUUGGUGCAGGAGCAUUGCUCUUUGUGCUUUUUGGUCUCUUGGGGAUUCGAGAGUUUUAG
Pochonia chlamydosporia 170 is the source of this 450-nucleotide messenger RNA. RefSeq lists its product as hypothetical. NCBI's taxonomy places the organism in Eukaryota, Fungi, Ascomycota, Sordariomycetes, Hypocreales, Clavicipitaceae. The record is from RefSeq and is a predicted model, not a curated record. The transcript has a single exon. The coding region runs from base 1 to 450 and encodes 149 amino acids.